CUAGACGCUUCGUUUGCUUUCUUCACCGCAUCACCUGAAACGAAAAGAAAGAGAGAGUGAAAGCUGAUGGUCCGAUGGAGCUCCGACGAUGACCGUGGGAAGAAAUGGAGCUCUAUCGAUGGCUGUUCGAUGUCCGAAAGGCGAUAGUGCUUGUGGUGACCACAUCGUGUUCGGGCAUUCUCUUCUUCACCGAGCCACCACCGGAGCUUAUCUUCUUCAUCGCGCCACCACCAGAGCUGUUCAUCUUCCUCGAGCCACCACCGGAGCUUCUCUUCUUCAUCGAUCUACCACUGCAUGCUGGAGCUUGUCUUUUUCAUCGAUCUAUCACUGCAUGCCGUAACUUCUCUUCUUCAUCGAGCUACCACCGCAUGCCAUAACUUCUCUUCUUCACCGAGCCACCACUGGAGCUUCUCUUCUUCACCGAGCCACCACCGGAGCUUCUCUUCUUCACCCAGCCACCACCGGAGCUUCUCCUCUGCAUCGAGCCACCACCGGAGAUCUAAUGAGUCACGUUUUGGUUGCCUACUCUACUUGAUUGAUGUCAUUGUUAGUCUUAUAAGUGGUAGACUAGUACGAGACCGCAUAGGUCCAGCAAUGGUUAGUGCAGUUCAAAGUCAGAUGGGAGCUGCGGAUGCAACUACUUUCGAUGAUCCAGCCAAAAGGUAUAUAAUUUCUUCCUCUGAUGAACUCUAGACUUAAUCUCAUAUAUUUUUAUUACAAUUUCUGCAUGUGUACUUCGUAAAUGAUAAAAUGGUGCAUUCAAGCAUGAUGAUUCUUAAUGUGAGUGUGAUUAUGCUUAGCUUAGUCUCGGUUUGAGUCGGAUUUAGUUGAUGUUUAGUUCAUGUUCUGUUUAGUUAAGGAGUGAUUGCGUGUUACUUGAUGCGAGUGUAACGAAACAUAUACUUUAUAUAUCAUCAGCCUGAAGUUGUUAAUUGAAGAGUGAUUGUGUGUUACUGUCUUCUCUUAAAUUGUCUUGUGUUGAGUAUGUCUUCUCAUGAGCUAAGCAUGUGUCUUACUGAUAAGUCUUUUUAUAUUGUCUCUGAUAUAUCUUUUUUUUGUUUCUUUUUUAAAUAUAAAUAUGUUUUCUUUCGAGCUGAUGGUGAAUAAGGAGGUGUCAGGACUUCAUGUUACCAGCCUUUCUUCCGAUGGUGAACAAGGAGGCUUCAAUACGACAGACUCGCUUCGCCGGAAAAACAAACAAGGAAGGUGCGCCGGAGAAGAAGAAGAAGAACAAGUCUGCGGCGGAGAAGAAGAAGAAGAACGAGUCUGCGGCGGAGAAGACGAAAGCUGCGGCGGAGAAGAAGAAAGCUGCGGCGGUGAAGAGGAGGAGAGAAGCCGUGAAAAAAAAAAGAGAUGCAGCAAAGAAGAAGACUGAAACCGCAGAAAAGAAGAGGAAGCAAGACUCGUCUUCGUCGGAGUCUUCAUCCAAUCCAACCAAGCGGCGUCGGACUGCAUCUUCACCAGAACAACAUUUCGAUCCCGAUCAUUCCCCGGCACCAUCAGCGGAAUUGCUUUCUCAGGAUGAUAGAGAGGGUACGCCAAGCCCAUCAUUUCCGAUUGAGCCACAAAAAGCACCUACUCAAACACCCAGUGAGGCGGAGAAUCCACUGCAAGCUCCAAUAACUUCUAACAACAGAGAGGAUCCCAACAGAGAGUCACACUCACCAGAGGCUGCCAUUAACAAUGAAGCGCAAAGAACGAUUGGAUCUAACAACAGUGAUUCAAACCCACCUGAGGCUGCCAUUGGAACUGCUACCAUUGACAAUGACGCACCAAGAACGGCUGGGGAGGAGAAUAUGGCCGUAGAACCAAUGAGACCUGUUGGUUUUUUCUUCAAGCCGAGUGAUUAUUGGACGGCUUGCAAGCUCUCCUCAAGGUGCCACCAACACGAUUUUCUGGAGACGAUUAAAGACUUUAAGGAGUCAGAGAAGAGUUGGUUUGAGAAUCACCCUCAGUUCAAGCAUUUAUUCCACAUGGAUUGUUGCGAGAAAAGAAAGGUUCAGGGAUUGUGGAUGUUGCUACUUCGUUGUAUGCAUACAGGAAAGGAGCGACAAGCUUGGUUUGGGGUAAACAGUGUUCCAAUUAGAUACUCUAUCAGGGAACAUGCCCUCCUCUCUGGUUUAUACUGCGGAUCAUACCCUGAAAACUAUCCGAGAAUAGGGAAGAUGAAGUUUGCAACAAAGCAUUUUAAGCACUUGCAGAAGAAGACAAAGGAGAAGAAUAGGAAGAAACAGGGUCUGAAAGUGACAGAAGCGGAUGUCUUAGAUAAGCUUGAGAAGAUGGAAGCUGAUGAUGGUAGUGAUGAGCGUCUGAAGAUGGCGGUUCUUUAUUUUUUGACCAGAGUAAUAAGAGCAAGGAAAAGAAAUGUAUACUUCAUUGAGCCUUUCAUUCUCCAGGCAGUAGAUGAUCUGGAUUUUUGCAACAAGUUUCCAUGGGGCCGUUACACAUUUGAUGAUUGCAUGAAGGAGAUUUUCCACUUGAGGGAUCAUUUCGCUAAAGGGCUCCCUGAGAAUAAUAUGCAGUGGACAUUUCCUGGGUUUGUCAUCCCCUUGGAGGUAUAUGAAUUAUGUUUUCCAUAAGCAUAUUAGUUAUUAUAUAAGUAAUUAAUUAUUAUAUAACUAAUAUGAUUGUGUGAAAUGAUGUGCAAAUAUUGGCUUUUGAAUGUAUCUCUGUCCUUAGG
This is a messenger RNA of Brassica rapa (field mustard), 2680 nucleotides long. RefSeq lists its product as uncharacterized. NCBI's taxonomy places the organism in Eukaryota, Viridiplantae, Streptophyta, Magnoliopsida, Brassicales, Brassicaceae. The record is from RefSeq and is a predicted model, not a curated record.